Messenger RNA from Pan troglodytes (chimpanzee), 1021 nucleotides. RefSeq lists its product as uncharacterized. The transcript has 5 exons. The coding region runs from base 1 to 855 and encodes 284 amino acids. The record is from RefSeq and is a predicted model, not a curated record. NCBI's taxonomy places the organism in Eukaryota, Metazoa, Chordata, Mammalia, Primates, Hominidae.
AUGUACUUCGGGUUUUCCAACGGCCAGUACCAGUCCGGCCAAACUACCCGAACAGGUCGCUCUCCGGGGAGAAAAGCUCCCACCGCCUCCAAAUCUUUCCGCGGAAGCCACUUUGUGUCCUUCGAAGGAGGGAGAAUGAAGAGGGAAAAAAAGAACACGUUGGGAGAAACCCGGGCAAGUGACAAAGGAAGGCAAAAAAGGGGGCUGGAGAUUGCGUUCAAGUUUCGGGGUCCCACUGGUCUGCAGAGAGCGAAUCCCCCAGAGGCCGGGACUCGGGCUCCUCUCCGGUCGGGCUCGGAACCGAAGCUGCCGCAGCCUCGGGAAUGGGGCCGGCCGGAGAAGUCCAAACAUGUUCAAAAAGCUGCUCUCCAUCUCGACUUUCACGUCUCCCCACCGCUCUCUAGGCUUCGGCUCCCCAAUCAGCCAUCCGCGCUCUCCCCCAGCCUCAAUCAGAAUGGUACGAUCCGGGCGCUGGCCGCACUCCAGGAGUCAGUGCCGGGAGCACGCGAGCCAGGCGAGGAGGGAGUGGGGCGAGGGAAGAGAGGCAAGGUGGGUGGUGAUUGGCUGAGGCCGGUUGCCGGAGCCUGGAGCCUACGUCUUUUGUCUGCCUUGCUCCUGCGAAGGAGCGGGAGACGGCUGCGCGCCCCAAGCGGGCCAAUCAGGAGACAGCCGGCGCCGGCCGGUAGAAGAUACUGGAAGAUCAACUCUAAUUUGUGGCUGCCUUCCCAGCAGUCUCUACUUCAGCAUAUCUGGGAGCCAGAAGCACUCAAGUUUGAUAACUCAAAAGACAGAACAAUCAGUCAAGGGGUAGAGGCUACCUUCCAUUCUGCUCAUCUUACGCUUCUUGGAAAGUAGACAUUCGGUGAAGAUAACUACUAUUCUCCAAACUUCAUUCGGGACCCUAAUCCUUCCCUGUUGAUGUCAGUGUGUGAAAUUCUAAAUUAUGUCAUGGGUGUAUACAUUCAAAAGCAAUAUAUUUUCAAAUAAACAAAAAAUAUAAUUGUCCAUCACAUAUACCAAA